This is a messenger RNA of Brachypodium distachyon (stiff brome), 1217 nucleotides long. RefSeq names its product XIAP-associated factor 1. Lineage: Eukaryota; Viridiplantae; Streptophyta; Magnoliopsida; Poales; Poaceae. The transcript is spliced from 5 exons. The record is from RefSeq and is a predicted model, not a curated record. Bases 298 to 918 code for a protein of 206 amino acids.
GCGCCUCCUCCUUGCCUCGGUUCAUCAUCCACCACCGCUCUCUUCCUCCCCUCAUAAAUUUCCUCCCCUUUCCCGGAUCACACACAACUCUCCCUCCGGCUCUCCUUCCUUCCCACCCCACCAAACUCCCCCGACCGACUCCCCUUCCUCGAAACCUCCGGCCACCCACUCACCGCGUCCCCUUCGAUCCGCGCGCGUCGAUCCGGCAGGGCCACGAGACCGCCCGCCGGUCCGAUCGGGAGCGGGAAGGCGAGCCACAGCCCGAGCGCGAUACGUCCGUCCCCGCGAACGAGCGCCAUGGCAGCAGCGGCCGACGCCGGCUCCGAUCCCGCCGCCACCUCCACCUGCGCCCACUGUCAGCGAGAAAUACCAUCGUCAAACAUCGACUUGCAUUCAGUACACUGUGCUCGUAACCUUCAAAAGUGCGAACACUGUCGAGAAAUGGUUCCCAGGAAGCUUAUGGAAGAACACUACGAUGAAAACCAUGCCCCGGUAAAUUGUUCUCUUUGCAAAGAAACCUUACAACGUGAGAAAUUGGAUGUUCAUAAAAGUGAACACUGCACACAAAGGAUGGUUGCAUGUGAAUAUUGUGAGUACGAAUUGCCUGCAGUUGAUCUUCAUGAACACCAGGAUGUGUGUGGAAACCGAACAGAGUUUUGUCAAACAUGCAAGAAGUAUAUUAGACUACGUGAAUGGAUCGGACACGAAAUACAAUGCCACCAAAUUAACUCGAAUGGUUCUGCAGAAUCAUCUAGUGCCAGAACCAUUCCAGAGAGAGAAGUGCGGCCUCCUCCACCAGUAAGACCUGCACGCCCUGCUCAUGGUUCACAGCACAAGAGGCUGCUCUUCACAAUCGCCGUAACUGGAAUAGCUGUCAUGAUCGGAUCGAUACUGUUCCAAAGGGAGGAUAGUUUCUAGGUCCAGUAGCCAGCAGACUUCCAAUGUCGAGUUUUCGACAACAGUAUCAUAAGAGAUCUUGAUGUACUGUAUAAUGUGACCCCCAUAAUCAGUUGAUACAUCUUGCUUGUUUGAGAGUACAGUUCCAGUCAUGGCCUUGUUGGGAGAAUUGAAAUAACCAUCCAAAUAUCUGUUCACAGUUCUAUACUCAGAGUUUCGAACAUUUAUAUUUAUAAAUCUCCGUUGAUUGGACCUUGAGCUCUGCAGGUUCCAGUCAUCCAAAUAUAUGUUGUUCAAAACUGCAGUACUCUGUAAGUGAU